Diversispora eburnea is the source of this 1869-nucleotide messenger RNA. The record is from the annotation of a GenBank genome assembly. Lineage: Eukaryota; Fungi; Glomeromycota; Glomeromycetes; Diversisporales; Diversisporaceae.
AUGUCCGAUCUUACCUCUGAUAUUCCUUUUGAAUCUCAACAAACGCGCGUAGCUGGACAAAUAGUUCCUGACGUUAAUGACGGUCGAGCUUGUCCCGGAAAUUUAGACCUUAAUAAUGGAACUGAAGAUCAGAAUGAUAAAGGAAUCGGAGAUCUUAUAGAUCUUAAUGAAACUGUAAUCGUAGAGGUUAAUAAAAUUGAAGACAUAGAUAGAAGCACAGGGAACAAUGAAAAUUUAGAUAUUGAAGAAGAGAACUGGGAAGAAAAUAAAUUUAGGGAUGAAGGUGAAUGUAAAUCAAAUGAGUGCAUUAAUGUUUCUGUUGAGCAAAAGGGUGAAGAGGCAAAUAUAUCUUACGAACAGAAGAACGUAGAGGAGAAUGAACGAGACCAUUUUAAUGAUGCGAAGAGCGUAGAUGUAGAUGGUGAUAAAGAUGAAAAACGUGGUGAUGAACAUGACGCAGAAGUUUAUCAAGAUAAUUCUUCAGUAUUGGAAAACUUCUAUCCGGAAUCGAAAAACGAACAAUCUCAUGAAGAAAUUAUAUGUCAAGUUGACACAAAAAUUACGGAAUGCAAAACAGAACUUAAUCAACAAAUUUCAGAAAGUGGCUCAAAAAUCUCUACAUUAUUUACACUUUUAAAUCAAAAAGAUGAACAGACCCAAGAUAUGUUUCAAUCAUUAAAGAACGAAAAUAAAGAAUAUGUAGAUAAUGCUGUUAGCUCGACACAAAAGUUUUAUGAAAAUAUUAACACGAAAAUUUCCGAUCUUAAACUUUCUUUUGUACAAAAGUCUGAAAUGAAUGAAUCAUUGCAAAAAAGCAUUGAAGAUGUGAACCAAAAAAUUACGUCAAGCACCGAUAACCUUGAUAGUAAAAUUGAAGAACUCGAAGAUCAAUUAAGUGAUCUAGAAGGUCGCGAUGAACAAUUGGAGAAUAGUCUCUCAACAGCGAUAGAUCAAUUACGAGAAGAAAUUGAAUCAUCGGUAGACGGAAUCACGAAACGACUUGCAGAAGACAGAGCAGCCAAAUGGCACCAAAUUGUUGAGGCAGUAAAAGAGGAAGCUCAAAAAAUUAUGGAGCGUAUUGAUAUAGUAGAGUCUUGUGAAGGUAUUUUGAGAAAAGAAUUGGAAGAAAAUUUCAAUAUGAAUAGAAAAGGGAUAGAAGAAGUUACUUCUGAGCAAAGUCGUUUGAAGAAUGAAAUGGAAAUAAACAACAAAUUAAAUAAGAAAAUGAUUGAAGAAAUUGCUUCUGAACAAACAAUUAAUGAGAAAUUUCAUAAAGCGAUUAAUUUAAAUAUUCCCGAAUUUUUCGAAAAAGUGAAAAAACAAAUUGAAGAAGUAAUACAAAAAUAUGAAAUAAAACUUAAUGAUUUCAAGAAUGAAUGUAAUAAAGAACAAGAAGAAUUUAUGGAAAAAAUUAGAAUUAUGUCAGAAAAAAAGAUGCAAUUUUAUGAGGAGGAAAUCGAUCGAUUAAAAAAUUCAAAACGUUCAAUGAAACAACUGUUAGAAAAAAAAGACGUUGAAAUUAAUGGUCUUAAAGUUAAUGUAGCUCAAUGUGAAACUUUAAAUUAUAAAUUGGAACAAGAGAAAACAGUUUUGGAAAGUAAUUUAAAGGAACAGGAGGUUCGAUUUUAUGAAUUUGAUAAACGAUAUCGUAAUAAACAACUUUCGAAUGAAGAGGAAUUAAACCGAACCAAAGAUGCAAAUAUUAGACUUGAACGACAACUAAAUAUUGUUAAAUCUAAGAAGAAAUUAUAUAAAAGAUGGAUUUAUUUUCUGAUCUCGUUUCUUAUUGUUUCAAUUGCAUACAUUUUCUUCGUGUCUUUUGAUAAUAGUAACUUACUUUACCAUUUUACCAUGGGUCAAACACCUUAA